UACGUCACUUAGCGGAAAAACGCAAUUUCGUUUGCACAUGCGCGUUUCCCGUUCUUCCUUUUCGACACGCGAGUGAAAGAGACAAGAUGGGCCAUCAGCAGCUCUACUGGAGUCACCCAAGAAAAUUCGGCCAGGGAUCUCGAUCCUGCCGGGUAUGCUCAAACAGACACGGUUUGAUCCGUAAAUAUGGGCUCAACAUGUGUCGCCAGUGCUUCCGACAGUACGCAAAAGACAUCGGUUUCGUGAAGCUGGAUUAGAUGUGCUGGGGAGGCUUUGCCGAUUGGACCACCCAACGCUUCACCAAACCCAUCAUGAAAAGCAGCUCACCCAUGGAUUUGUUAUUUGUAUUCUCAUUAAAUUGUUGGCGAUCCUAA
Messenger RNA from Anguilla anguilla (European eel), 374 nucleotides. Its product is annotated as 40S ribosomal protein S29. The coding region runs from base 87 to 257 and encodes 56 amino acids. Lineage: Eukaryota; Metazoa; Chordata; Actinopteri; Anguilliformes; Anguillidae. Gene Ontology annotation, molecular function: structural constituent of ribosome; zinc ion binding. The record is from RefSeq and is a predicted model, not a curated record. Gene Ontology annotation, biological process: translation. The transcript has 3 exons. Gene Ontology annotation, cellular component: ribosome; cytosolic small ribosomal subunit.